Molecule: messenger RNA, 5748 nt
Organism: Ostrea edulis (European flat oyster)
Lineage: Eukaryota; Metazoa; Mollusca; Bivalvia; Ostreida; Ostreidae
Product: muscle LIM protein Mlp84B-like
Exons: 9
Coding region: 465-1754 (429 amino acids)
Biological process (GO): sarcomere organization; muscle tissue development
Cellular component (GO): Z disc; cytoplasm; nucleus
Molecular function (GO): structural constituent of muscle; actinin binding
Source: RefSeq, a predicted model, not a curated record
GUGUUAAUUUUCAUCAUUUUAAAAAAAGAAGUUUGUUUGUAGCAAGUGUUGUUAAAUUAGGUAAAUAAUUAAUGAGUAUAAUAUGGGAUCCUAUUAGAAACACAAUGAAGACGAUACACAUGGGAACAUUUUUCUUGCAUCCAAUUACGAAGCAUCUUUUUUUUUUUAAACAAGCUGCAACUGUUUAAUCAACGGAGAUUUUGGAACUGUUGAAUUGGUUGCUGACUCAUAGCACACUGUAAAACCAGACACCUUGAUUUGAGUAAUGCAAGAGAAGCUUAGGAUGAUACAGGCCUCUUUGUGCUGUUAGUGGAUAGGGAUAAAAUUUGACAGUUUAUAGGAGUGAAGGAACUCGCGGAAGCCACACAAAGGAGCUAUUACAGAUUUAUACCCCUUUUUCUCUUCUCCCUCAUUUUUAUUUGAGUCUCUCUUGGGCUGAAGGGGGAAAAGACAAAAUUUUCACGAUGUUGACAGAUUGGUAUUAUUAUCCUAGGCGUCCCUCCUUUGACAACAGGAAGAUGGCCGAACGGUGUCCAAGAUGUCGAAAUAUGGUUUAUUUUGCUGAGGAGUUGAAAGCACUAGGGAAGAAAUGGCACAAACUUUGUUUCAAAUGUGGUAACUGUAACAAACUACUGGACAGCACCACGUGCACGGAGCACGACGGGGAUGCUUUCUGUAAAUCCUGCUAUGGAAAGCUCUUUGGACCCAAGGGAUACGGAUUUGCAGGGGGAUCUUCAGGUUUAUCUAUGGACACUGGAAACCCUCAUGAGCAAACUCGCAGCAAUGUCUCUCAUUACUCGGAGGCACAAGGUGCUCCGUUGGUCAGCCAGGGCAAACCAAAGUGGGGUGGAUCCGACGGGUGCCCCAGAUGUGGAAAGGCUGUGUAUUUUGCGGAAGAAAUGAGAGCACUAGGGAAGAAGUACCAUAAACUUUGUCUGGUUUGUGGCAAAUGCAAUAAGCUGCUGGACAGUACGACCUGCAAUGACCACAAUGGGGAGAUUUUCUGCAAAGCCUGCUACAGCAAGAAUUUUGGACCCAAGGGGUAUGGAUUUGCUGGUGGAGCCUCUGGAUUGUCGAUGGACACUGGGCGCCGAAAUGAAGUCACAACUGAAAAUGUCUCGCACCUUGCCCAAGCCCAGGCGGCCCCGUUUAUGAAUGGUGGUGGUGGAUCCACUCGCUUCGGGGGUGGAGACAACUGUCCCAGGUGUGGAAAUCGGGUUUAUUUUGCAGAAGAGGUUCGAGCUUUGGGAAAGAAGUAUCACAAGCUGUGUCUGAGAUGUGCGAAUUGUAACAAAGGCUUGGACAGUACUAACUGCACUGACCACGGUGAGGAGGUGUACUGCAGGUCUUGCCACGGGAAGCUCUUCGGACCCAAGGGUUAUGGCUUUGCUUCGGGAGCUUCAGGACUCUCCAUGGAUACAGGAAAUCCACACCAAGUGACAAAACAGAAUGUCUCCUCCUACGCUGUGGCCCAAGCGGCCCCACUGCUGGAGAAUGAACAACGAAGAGAAGUGGGUAAUGGAAUGUCGGACAUUUGUGGAAGGUGUAACCAAGCGGUGUACUUUGCAGAGAAAGUCAUGGGAGGUGGUGGUAUUUACCACAAGAGCUGCUUUAAGUGCACCGCAUGUGGUAAAAAUUUGGACUCCACCACAGUGACUCAAGCAGAGGGUGAUAUUUUCUGUAAAUCUUGUUAUGGAAAACACUUUGGACCAAAAGGAUUUGGAUUUGGACAAGCUUUACAGCACACUGGGUGAGUGGUGGAGAAUCUAGAAUUUGUACAACGGACCUCGGCGGUGGAGCGUCUCAACACCAAGAGCAUUACAAUGUAUUAACUGUGUUUUAUCAAAGUUAAAGUGUUGUCUUUGUUUAAAUUUGAUGUCAGGUUCUCGAGUUUGUGUUUAAGCAUUGGUUCUUUUGCUUAGAGAUUAUAUUUUAUACCCCUCACCCAGAAAGAGGAGGUAUCCUGCAUUACAUCAGAACAUAUUUGUUUUUCUCAGAAGUGACCAAUCAUAGAGCUGAAUAAUAUUUGAUAUCAAGCUUCAUCUGAGUUCACUAUAUGUAUAUGUAGUACCGUAGGCAUCAUCAGAUUUGUACUUUAUCUACUUGUAUACUAAAUACAUCUAGAUAUAUAUGUCUCUUUAAUGUGAUGCAAGUACAUGUAGAUAAGAUGUUUGUUGCAUUUUUUUUUUUAAUAAGGAAUCACAACUUCUUGAUGUUGAUAUUGAGUUGCCUCUUGUUAUCGUACGUGAAACAUACCAUGUUUAUGACUUAUGUCGUAUGCUGGGUCUGUUAUGGGAUUCAACAUAAAUGUAAAAGCCAAAUGUGAAAGUUAGGGGUGUAUACACUGUACAUGUUUCUUUGUGAAUAGCCAACACUUCGUCUUGUUUUAGAAGUUCUUGCGUAUUUUAUAUGAUUAAAAAGGAUGUUUUUUUCCUCUAUAUUUUUAAUUUCUCAUCUUGAUAGUAAGUCUAACUUUAAGUUUUAUCAGAUAUUUUACUUAUUUUCAAUGGCUCAUUGAAAGUAUGAUUUUAAGUAUUAUAUGUCAUCUUUUUUUAAGGAAAAGUGUCUCUUUUAAAGUGUCAUCUUUUUAUUUAUCCACUUUUAAAAUUUUAAUUUUAAAUUUCAUGAUUGUAAUAUUGAAUAUUUAUUUUUUAAUUAAUUUGUAUUUUGAACAAGUUUGUCAGUAAUGCAAAAUUCUAUGAGUGCAUGGUUGUCAUUCCAGACUUUUCAAUUUAGAUUAAAGUAUUCACACAAAAAACAAAGACUCGCACAAUUCAUAUUUCUCAUCAUCAUCAGAUACAGCUGACAUAAAAAAAAUUCUAAUCAUCAGAUUCAACUGACAUGAAUUUUUUUUUCUUUACUCUCCGACUAAUUUUAUGGAUUAAUGGUGUGUAUUUGGGAAUAUGAAAUUGAGUAUUUUGACUUAAUAUAAGCAGAACUAUGUAAUAGCAGGGCAUACUAUGAGUGCUCUGUAGAAAUUAUAUGAUUUGUACAUGUAUUUUGUGGGGACGUUGUAACUUAUUUCUUUUUGUGUGUUUGAGCAUUAGAUGGUUCACUCUCAUUUAAAAGAUACAAGUCACAUAUAAGUUGUGUAUGAGUUUUAGCUCACCUGAGAUGGUUCACUCUCGUAUGAAAGAUACAAGUCACAUACAAGUUGUGUAUGAGUUUUAGCUCACCUGAGCUGAGAGGGGGUUAAAAACUAUGCAUAGCAGAAUUAUUUAAUUUGAUUGAAGUCUUCUCAAGAAUUUCAAGGGCAUGAUUUGUAAUAUUGGUAUGCAGGCAUUCUCAUGUAAUGUAGAUUCAAGUUUGUUCAAACCAUCACUCUAAGGGGUAAUGGCAAGUUCACAAUUGAAAAAUAAUUUUCUCAACAGUACACUUUGCAAAGUAAUAAGCUUGCAUCGUUUUGUAACAUAUGUACAUGUAGUAUAAAUUUAUUCAGACAUUCAGGACUGGAAUAGGAGUGGAAAUUCUUAAAGAGCUAAACAUUGAAAAAGUCUUUAAAAGUCAUCUUCACAAGAGCCAAGGGAAGAGUUUAUGAAGUAAAUGAACAAACAAUGAUACACAUUCAUUUUCAGAGGUUAGGAUGUUGAUGUAGCGGGGUUUGAAGUUUUCCUAGGGAAGGUGUAGCUGGUUAGGUGAUAUGGCCCAUGGGACUCCUCUUUUUAGACUUGCAGAUAUGCUCUUUUGCAUAAAUAUUAAGUGUAAAAGAUCAAGGUCACUGAAGGUGGAAUUAUAAAAUUCCUUGGCUACAAUAUUUUGAGGACAUUUUGUAUCGGAUUUCUCUGACUUUUUCCGGAAUGUUUUCUUUAUAAAAGGAUUUGGUUUCUUUUGCUUUUCAAGUUUAAUUAAAGGUCAAAUGAAUUGAUUAUCAUAUUGAAUUAAAGGUCAAAGGACAAUGUCACUGGCAUACUCCUAUUGCAAGGGAUGUCCCACUUUACGAAUUUUCAUGCUAAUUAUCCACAUUUUGGUUAUCCUUGAUACAGAUCCUUCCGUUUGUUUAUUAUCUUUAAUAGGUUGUGAGGCAUCAUCCUGCACUUUUUUGUUAUUUAUUAUUGACUACUAUACUCCAAAGAUGUUGUAAUUUUGAUUCUUGUAUAUUGCAUGUUUAUACUAUGUAGCAACAUCAGAAUAGGCUCGCGUGGUAUUAGAUGUCGGGGAUAGAAGAAACACCCAUUUUGUCACAAGUUCAUGGUUUCUUAAUUUAAAGGGAGUUGGUCUUUUUGAUUGCUUCUGAGAAUUAAAAUAAAUUGGAAAUAAAAUUGGGUUACUUAUAUAAGGCACUGAAAGAAUUGAAUGGGAUGGUUUGAAAUGAAAUUUAUAGAAAAUUCUGAUGGGUACAGUAAAAAACACUUGUAGCAAAGAACUGGGGACGGGCAAUUUUGAUUCGUUAUAAACCUAACUCAUUAUAUUCAAUAAGUUCAUAAAAUGUUUUGAAACUACAGGGAAUGAAAAUAGCUUCACUGUAAAUGUGAAUUCAUUAUAAGCAUGUUCACUGUUACCAUGAUCUACUGUAUUAGAAAUUUGGUUUUAUUUUGCAAAAUGGCAUUGACAAGGCAGGAAAGAUUAUUGUCGAGCGAAUUGGAUAUUGGACUGAUAAAUCGGAUAAGGAAAUAAUCUUUAUAUACCUGUAGGGAAAUACGAAUUUUGUAAGUGUUGGUGAAAAAUGAGCUGAUAAUACUGAAGUAGAGGGAUUAGAUGUAUAGAGAGGAUGGUCAUCAGGAAUAAAAAUCAUACAGAAAAAAAAUACAUUCUCCUAUAUCCAAGCCAAAAUUGCCUGUACAGAGACACAAUUUUUUUUCUCCAUGAUCCUUUUUCAAUAAGUUCACUUCUACCCCACACUGGGUUAUCUUGUCAUUUGAGGCAUUUAGAUAAUGUCUCCUACUUGCACAAAGCACAAGUUUUGUAAUAAUGGACCUCCAUGACUAGAAAGGUUUUACAAUUGAUACACUGAAUACAAGGAAUUUAUGAUGACAGGAUUUUGGAUGUUUACAAAUUUUUAAUGACACAUUUUGAAACUUCCAUUUAAGACGAGAACAUUCAUUGAUUUGUGUGAUAUAGGAGUAUGUUUAGGAUUUUUAUGCUGUGUGUAAGUAGGAGAUUUAUUUAUUUUAUACAAUGACGAUAUCAAAUUAUGUUGAAUACAGGUAUUUUUAAUUUUGUUUGAAGAAAGUAAUUUUUAAUUUACAAGCAUUGUUCCAGUUUAUUUGGCACAAGUUGUAUUUACUAUUUGUAUACAUAUACUUCUGAAGCCUUUGAAAAUUAUUUUGUUGUCAGAUUUGUGUACAUAUAUAGAAUCUUUUAGCUUGUACCCAGUACAUAUACAAGCAACUGCAGUACGAUAUACAUUGAUCUGUAUUUCACAUAGACCAGGCCAUGCUUGGAAUUCUUCACGGAGCUCUCUUUUGUUUUGCAUAGUUGUUUCCACAUAUCUCAGAAAAUGUUUUUUUUUUAUCAUUUUAUGUCAUCAGUGCAAUGGAUUGUUUAAUCUAGAGCUUUUCUUUUACAAUUUCUUAAAAUCUCGUUAAUGAAAAUACUUCUGGUCUAGCACUUAUUAUACAUUUAUCUUGCACAAGUCUUGGAAGGGACCAGACCAGACCUACAAUUGUUUUCUCUCUUCUAAGUGGAAUUAAAAGUAUUGAAGGGACCAAACCAACAUUUUAACCCUUUAUCUGGUGCUCAGUAACUAGUACACAAUGUAUUGUUAUAGAUGUCAGUGUUGUAAUUAAUAAAUGGAAUGUGUAAAAAGCU